Molecule: messenger RNA, 426 nt
Organism: Parnassius apollo (apollo)
Lineage: Eukaryota; Metazoa; Arthropoda; Insecta; Lepidoptera; Papilionidae
Source: the annotation of a GenBank genome assembly
AUGGAACUGGUCGGACACUACAUCGCCAAGAAUCAAAUUGAUAAUCCUUUUAAAAAUGGAAUCCUGGGAGCAGACUGGUUUAUAUCUUUUAAGAACCGACACAAUUUAUCGAUUAAAAAACCACAGACAGUUGAAAACUUGCGGAAAAAAGCCUGCAACCCCUGGAUUAUCUACACUUAUUUUGACUUAUUAAAGAAAACCAUGGAUGAGCUGGGAUUACAUGAUAAACCAUCACAAAUCUGGAAUCUAGAUGAAACUAGUUUUAGCAAAGACCCCAGUAAAACCAAAGUGGUAGGCCUGAGAGGUUUUGCAUCAACAAGAACGAUAUCAUCACCCGGCAAAGACAAUACAACAGUUUUGCUUGGAUGCAGUGCAGCCGGUGACAAAACACCUCCACUUAUUAUAUUUAAAGGAAAAAAUGUGUGA